UAAACUACGACAUCGAUGUCUUCCGUCUUCUCUUUCCUCGUACCGACCCGCGUGCAUUCUAGAUCUAAUCAACUACGAUGUCGAUGUCUCACAAUGUAUUGUUAUUGUUCUUAGCUAUCUUCUUCUUCUCCGUCUUCCUUCAAUCUUCCACUAGCGCCAUUGUUAAUCCCUCCAAAGUCAAGCAGGUCUCAUCGAAACCCAGGGCGUUUGUGUAUGAAGGGUUCCUCACGGAAUUGGAAUGUGAUCAUAUCGUUUCGCUUGCAAAAGCGAGCCUCAAGAGAUCUGCUGUAGCUGAUAAUGAUAGUGGAGAGAGCAAGCUCAGCGAGGUUCGAACCAGCUCUGGCACCUUUAUCCCCAAAGCAAAGGAUCCCAUUGUUGCCGGUAUAGAAGACAAGAUCUCCACUUGGACAUUUUUUCCUAAAGAGAACGGAGAAGACAUUCAGGUACUGAGGUACGAGCACGGUCAAAAAUACGAUGCUCACUUCGACUACUUCCAUGACAAAGUCAACAUUGUCCGUGGUGGACACCGCAUAGCAACGGUUCUCAUGUAUCUAUCUAAUGUCACAAGAGGUGGAGAAACCGUCUUCCCCAAUGCAGAGAUACCUUCUCGUCGAGUACUAUCUGAGAACCAAGAAGACCUUUCUGAUUGUGCCAAGAAAGGAAUCGCCGUGAAACCAAGGAAAGGGGAUGCUUUGUUGUUCUUCAACCUCCGCCCUGACGCAAUCCCUGACCCGUUGAGCCUUCACGGUGGAUGUCCUGUAAUCGAAGGAGAGAAAUGGUCAGCGACCAAGUGGAUCCACGUGGACUCAUUUGACAGGAUUGUGGCGCCCGGUGGAAACUGCACGGAUAUGAACGAGAGCUGUGAGAGAUGGGCGGUGCUUGGGGAAUGCACGAAGAACCCAGAGUAUAUGGUUGGUUCUGCUGAGCUUCCUGGCUAUUGCAGGCGUAGCUGUAAGGCUUGUUAGACUUUGUUUCUCCUACCCUCUUCUAAAACUCUGUGUUGAUGUCUCUUGUAGAGUUGUUAUCGUUGGUGAACUUAUUCUAACUGGAAUAUGCAUAACUACAACAGUUACCUCGAGAGAAUAGUAUGUAAACACAUA
Molecule: messenger RNA, 1100 nt
Organism: Brassica oleracea var. oleracea
Lineage: Eukaryota; Viridiplantae; Streptophyta; Magnoliopsida; Brassicales; Brassicaceae
Product: probable prolyl 4-hydroxylase 4
Exons: 7
Coding region: 78-965 (295 amino acids)
Biological process (GO): peptidyl-proline hydroxylation to 4-hydroxy-L-proline
Cellular component (GO): endoplasmic reticulum
Molecular function (GO): L-ascorbic acid binding; iron ion binding; procollagen-proline 4-dioxygenase activity
Source: RefSeq, a predicted model, not a curated record